AUACAUAUAUCAUACAUACUGAUACACAAACGCAGAGGUAUGUAGGAGAGGCCGGUCGGAGCAAAGUUAUAGCGACAGAAGAAAGAUAGGAGAGGGAAAUGCGAUGCCAGAGAGAGGAAAGUAAGUAGGCCGCCCUCUCCGACAUUCCUGUUUUCACUCUGGGCAUCGUCUUUGUCGAGAUAGUUGCAUUUUACCUCGCUUUCGACGAUGGACGACAAUAGUACAGCGAGGUUAGCUACAGAUGGCUAUGAAAUGGUUAAAGCCCUGUACGAUUUCAAGGCCACAUUUGCCAAGACUCUCAGUUUCCGGGAAGGUGAGUAUUUCAUCUUGCUGCAGCGUAACAUCAAGCAAAAGAAUUGGUGGCAGGUUGUAAACAGAGGAGGACGUUUGGGCUAUAUACCAUCCAAUUACGUUUCCUCCGUGAAGGCGCAGCCCCAGUUUUUGAUUGAUUUUUUGGAAGACUGUAUAUUGACUUUGGAAACGGAAAUUAGUAAAGAUAGCGACUCGAUACAACCCGAAAAGCAAGAUCUGUUGGCAAAGCUAGUAGAAAAGAAGAGACAGGUUGAAUUGAGCAGAAAGUCCAAAAGACAAGCGCCUAAACCGCCAGAUUUAGACUAUGGCAUUAUACGUAAAGAAACACAUUCCACAAUUGCCUGUGACAAUACAGAAACAGAUAUUAAGUCAGCACCAAGCAAUACCUCCUAUGCAACAGCACAAACUGUUUGUAGCAAUACAAAUGCAGAUAACAGUCAAGCAAUUGUGCAAUGUCAACGAUCAAAUGGGGACGAACGGCAUAUACAAUCACUUACUUGUCAGUCAUCUUUGGAUACUAUGCAGAAAGUCCAGUCACCAAUCGCAGACGUUCAUAAAAGCGCCUCUCAGGGCAGCAUACAAAAUUUAUCUAACAGUUCAUCAGUCAAAAAUAAUUCCCUAACUAGGAACAGUUCCCCGGUUAAGAGCAAUUCUUUGCAAGCCAUUAACUCGCGAAGCGCUUACCAGCUUCUUGAUCAAGUACGCAAAAAUACUCAACUUAGUCAUGAAAUGUCAAAGGUAGCAGUCACAGUUGUAGUGUCUAAUCUACGGCAGUUGCUGCCGGAAACUGUAAGUCAUUAUCUGGAUGCUUUGAUGCAUCAGUUGCAAACACCAUUGACUGUAUCAAAAAUGAGUAUAGAAGAAACUUAUGAUGCUAAUAGAUUGAAAAUUAUUUUUACUGAAUUGACUUCGUGUAAAGAAGACUCACAGCAAAGAAGCUGGAUGCUUUACGAAGAUGAAUCUAUUAUUGUGGAAUAUAUCAAAGAAUUGACUGAAAUAUUGACAAAUGCAGACGCGAAUGUGUCAAGACAUGUUUUGAGGCAAGAUCGAUAUAAUGGCGUAACAAUAUUGAUACAGUAUUAUCAAAUGGAGACAAGAUGGACCAUUAGACAAUUGUUGUUGCAAUCAUUUGGUGUUAUGUGCAGUUUGGAUCCAGUAGUUCUAACUAUAAUGUUAAAUAGUAUUUUACCAAUGGAACUAGCAAGAGAUAUGAAGAGUAAUCCCAGGAAUGUAUUAAGAUUAAAUUAUUCUUCGUUACUACUUACAAUGAUUUUUUCAAUGGGUGAACCCAUGCCGGUUACACAUUUGGAGCAACUUGGUACAGAUUUUAUAUCAUUUCUGCUGGACCUAAUAGAAACACCCCCCGACACAGAUCUAGAAGAUCAAAUCCCAGACUUGUUCGUAAAUUUAAUAUUAUCCUACAAUCUACAAUUUACAUCCUCUGAAAAUAUUGUUCUAAACACUUUACGUGAGCGGACUAUAGCCAAGACUUUUACCGAAAAAAUUUUAUUUCUUUUUAACAGAGAAGAGGAUCCGGUCCGAAUAUUUGAUCACGAACCACAACCGCCGCACUCCGUAUUGAAACUUUUUGUCGACUUGUUUAGCAAUGAUGCUAUAGCAAGUCUCUUUUAUACCAACGAUGUAAAAGUACUUAUUGACAUUAUAUUACGGCAACUUUUUGACAUGUUUCCAGGUGAUAAGCGUAGACAGUAUUUGGAACUUUGCCGUCGAGUUCUACGUACAUCCAACUAUAACGAGCAUCGCCAUCGAUCUGGAGAUUUGUUAAAAUGUUUCACAAGGAUAUUUUGCGAGGAAACAACCGAAAGUCAUGAAGACCAACAAGUAGUACGCGAAAUUAGUAACGAAUUUCCACACUUGUUCAGAAUGUGACAUUUAAUUCCACCGUCCAAUCAAGAUUUGGAUGACGAUGACUUGCAAACUCUUGUUUAAGUAGAUUCGAGAAUUCAGCAAAAGUAGAGAGAAAUCAAAUUCAUGACAAGUUUUAUUGAAAGUCUUAUGACUUCUCUAUACUUCAUCUAUCAAAAAAAAAAA
Messenger RNA from Pogonomyrmex barbatus (red harvester ant), 2364 nucleotides. RefSeq names its product NCK-interacting protein with SH3 domain. The record is from RefSeq and is a predicted model, not a curated record. Gene Ontology annotation, biological process: endocytosis. NCBI's taxonomy places the organism in Eukaryota, Metazoa, Arthropoda, Insecta, Hymenoptera, Formicidae. Gene Ontology annotation, molecular function: protein binding; Arp2/3 complex binding.